CUAUAUCUGCAUUUGAGUCUUCAUUUAUUCUCUGCACUUCAUCACAUUGUGGGAAUAUGGGCAACUUCAUGGCCACCCCCGAAACUGCAAAUGUCAAAUUCGCUAAUGUGAACGGGAUACUGUAUUUCAGGAAGUUAAACAAGCUAGUGGGUGUGGAGGAAGUAAAGGGUAUAUAGGCGGAGCAAGUGACAGGGCUUUUCUGCGAAUGCAAUGUUGUUUAUGAAAAAUUUUUGUUUGAUCGACAAGGGCUUGCGUCUCUAUCACAACGACAAGAGCUAUGGCUGAGUUCAAUAUAAGAAAUGAAGACAUGCAAAGCAUGAAGGAGAUAUUACAGAAUAACAGUUUGGCAGAUGCAGCUGAAAAGAUUCAAGACCAUUUUAACGAACUGGAUCACGUUACUCUGAACAUUGCUGUCACUGGAGAGUCCGGUUCUGGGAAGUCCACCUUUGUUAAUGCUUUCCGAGGGAUUGGGGAUUGUGAAACCAACUCAGCCCCCACAGAUGUAGUGGAAACUAAAACAGAGCCUAAAUCUUACUCCCACCCAAAGUAUCCCAAUGUCCAGCUGUGGGAUCUACCUGGAAUCGGAACCCCCAACUUCAAGGCAGACACUUACCUUCAGGAUGUUGAAUUUAAUCGCUAUGAUUUCUUCAUCAUCAUCGCUUCAGAGCGUUUCAGGUCCUGUAAUGUACAGCUGGCCAAGGAGAUCCAGAAAAUGAAGAAGAGGUUCUAUUUUGUGCGCUCCAAGAUUGAUAAUGACAUUAGGGCAGAAAAAAGAAAGCAAAACUUUGAUUAUGGCAAGACAUUACAAAAGAUCCGAGAUGACUGUAUUAAAGGCCUUCAGAAAGAGGGCAUAACCUCUCCCACAGUCUUCCUGAUUUCCAGCUUUGAAUUAAGAAGCUAUGACUUCGCAUUACUUGAAGAGACCAUGGAGAAGGAGCUUCCUGAGCACAAGAGGCAUCUCUUGCUGUUGUCCCUGCCCAAUAUUACCCAAGAAAUCAACAAGAAGAAGGCAGCAGUCUUGCAGGCAGACAUAUGGAAAAUGGCUCUACUAUCAGGCACAAUAGCUGCCAUACCCAUCCCAGGCCUAUCAUUUCUUGUUGAUGUGGCUAUUUUGGUUAAAGAGAUCUCUAGAUAUUUUAUGGCAUUUGGCCUAGAGGAUGAUUCCUUGAGAGAGCUCUCCAACAGAACAAAGGUACCCUUUGGAGAACUGAAAUCAGUUCUCAAAUCUCCCCUUAAGGAUGAAAUAUCAGUUGAUGUGGUUAGGAAGAUGCUGACUAAGGCAGUUGGUGGUGGAUUAAUGGUUACUGAGUACCUGGUCAGCAACAUUCCUGUUUUUGGAUCCAUGGUAGCUGGUGGGAUUUCCUUUGGGACCACCUACUACAUGCUAAACAGCUGCCUGAAUGAGCUGGCCAAGGAUUCACACAAUGUGCUGAUGAGGGCUUUACAGACUUCAGUCUAACCCAAUAUACUUACCUUCCAUACAUUCAUUACCGGCACCAACUAAAUCUAACACAUGCACAUGUUUAUGUCAUUACAUUAUGUGUAUAGCACUGUCAUUGGUAUGGUAGUAUAUUUAUGUUUUUAUAUAUAAUAAUUCAACAUAUGCUAGAAUUAUUUACAAAAUAAUCACAUUAUCUCUUAAUAUGUUAAUACAUAAUCAAUAAAGUAUCAUGUUAAGAAAUAAGGAAAAUCAUUCUGCUUAUUUAUACCUAUCUGUAUGAUUUCUGUAUCUAGCUACUAUUCACUUUUCAUUUUCUUAACACUUAAGUUUGUAAUAUGUUAAAAUUUGUUAAACAGCUGCAGUUUGAAAAAUGACCAAUUCAAAUGGUUCAGAUUUUAUUAUGCAAAUAAUUAUUGUCCCAAGGAUAAUAAAAAAAAAUCUUUUACCAA
This is a messenger RNA of Brienomyrus brachyistius, 1890 nucleotides long. RefSeq names its product interferon-inducible GTPase 5-like. The record is from RefSeq and is a predicted model, not a curated record. Gene Ontology annotation, cellular component: membrane. The transcript has 3 exons. Lineage: Eukaryota; Metazoa; Chordata; Actinopteri; Osteoglossiformes; Mormyridae. The coding region runs from base 278 to 1459 and encodes 393 amino acids. Gene Ontology annotation, molecular function: GTP binding.